UGAGCCAGCUUGCAUGCUCUUUUAUCCACAAGCACCAGCCACGGAGGUGCGUACCAUGAAACAGCUGAAGACACAUGCAGCCCCAACCAUGCCAAGUGCCGCCGCCACAAAGUCACGGUCACAUGGCCCAAAUGAUGCACGAGGCAGGAAAGAAGACCUUUGGAGGUUUUAACGAUGAUUAAGUUGACGACGUGACGAGGCGGAACUUCCACGCCGACGGACCGAGCGAGCGAACGGCACCGACGCCGGCUGCGGAACGAACCCACUGCUGUUUACCAGGCCUUUCCUUUGGAUAAGAUUGUAUCAAAACUUGAUGUUUUUAUUGCUUUGAACACAGGAAACGAAUAAUGGUGGCAGGUUGGAGAGCUGGCGCCGAGUUAUACGUGGAAAUACGUUUUUUUCUCAUUUAAAUAAGCUUGUCCCCUGGGUGGUUAAAGCCUGAAAAAAGUUGGAUUUUGUUGCUGUCGUCAUGGAGGAGCAAGAGAGGGAGAUUUCUUACGCCGACCCCCCGGCGUCGGACAGCGAGGUUGUGGUCGUGGUGAAUCCGAGUCGAGUGCGCCCUCCGCUGGGCGUGGUGCUUGCCACAGUGCUGUACUGCGCCGAGCUGCUUAACUCCGCCGUGUUGUGCAGCAGCUACCACCGCACGGACGACGAGCACUGGCUGGGAUUCACCAUCACCUUCAUGCUCCUGCCGGCCGUGCUCAUCCAGAUGACCCUCAUCUUCAUCCACAGGGAUGUAGGCCGAGACCGGCCGCUGGUCCUCCUGCUGCACCUGCUUCUCCUAGGGCCUAUCAUCAGGUGUUUCGAUGCCCUGAUGGUGUACUUCCAAGCUGGCAGGAAGGAAGAGCCUUACGUGACAAUCACCAGGAAGAUUUACUUGAAGAGAGGCGAGGGCACACGCACCGAGUGCGAAGUCAGCCGCUCGGAGCGCAUCCUGGCCACACACAGGAACGCCUUCAAACGCACCACCGUUAUCCAGGCUUUCCUGGGCUCCACGCCGCAGCUCACGCUCCAGCUGUACGCCACCAUCCAGGAGAAGUACAUCCUUCCCAUCCGAUUGACUCUGAUGAUCAUCACCAAGAUCUCCAUCAUAUACGGGGCCCUGGUGUGCAGCGUCCUGGCCAUCCAGAUCCGCUACGACGACUACAAGGUGCGCUUCCGCCCGGCCGCCUACCUGUGCAUGAUCCUGUGGCGGGGCCUGGAGAUCACCACGCGCAUCGCCGCCCUGGUUCUCAUGAGCACGGCGCUCACCCAUUGGGUGAUCCUAGUGGGCAUGGCCAACCUGAUCUUCUUCUUCUUCCUGCCCUGGGCUGAGUUUUGGGCCAAGAAGGGCUCGCUGGCCAAGGACGUGGAGAAGAACUUCUCCAAGCUGGGCACGGUGGUAGUCUUGUGCCUGUUCACGCUGCUCUACGCAUGCAUCAACGUCUUCUGUUGGUCGGCCGUGCAGCUGGACCUCAGCCACGGCGAGCUCAUCGACCGCAAGCAGCGCUGGGACCGACUGGCCAUUUACUACAGCGCCCGCUUUGUGGAGAACCUACUCCUCAUCACAUUGUGGUACUUCUUCAAAUCGGACUUCUAUGAGUAUGUGUGCGCGCCUCUGCUCGCCAUCCAGCUGGUCAUCUGCUACAGCUUGGCCGUGUUCUUCAUGCUGCUCUUCUAUGAGUUCUUCCACCCGUGCCGCAGCCUCUUCCGGCAAAAUGUCCACGACUGCUUGCGUCGCAUCUGCUGCUGCAGAGGAACAGGCCAGGACCAGAAGCAUCCGAGGAAAAUGGCCCCGUCCUACUCCACUGCCGCCACCAUGGUGCUGAUGCCCGAUGAGCCCCAAGAGCCACUUGACCCGUAGAACCUCAACAGUGACACGGAUCAGCAGGAGACAGCCAUACUGGAUGACAUCACGCAAUAUGCCCGAGAUCGCAAUAGUAGGAACACCCGCAUCAUCUGGCAGCAGUGAUUUCCAAACAAUGUUUCGGCUAAAUCGGUGAGCCGUGUUGUGACCACUUUAGCCGUUUGCUUUUGAUCCCAAUUCACUUAAAUUCUCUGAAAAUUAUUUUUAAUGACAAAUGUUGUCUUUGUUGAUCUAUCUAUGCCAGUGACGUAUAGUGACAGGUGGAACAAGUCAAUAAUCUUCCAUACAGUGGUGCCCUGAGGUUUAAUUUAUUCCGUGACCACACUCGUAAGUCCAAAUUUUCCUACUGGAAUGAAUGGAAAUGCCAUGAGUUAUAGCCUCCCAAAAAACAUAAAAACCAAAAUUCAGUCAUCUGUUUUUUAAACUUGAAAGACAUAAGAUAGAAUGAAACAGCCUUUGCCACCCUUGGUAUCAUUUGAAUGGUCAUUGUGCAGUUGCCCGGCUUGGCCACCUGGGGGCAGUAUAAAAGACGGACUGAUGCACCGUACAUGGAUGUCUGUGCAAUGGAGAUGUCUCAUGUGCCUGCGGAUGAUAAAGGAUACAUGACUCGGUAGUGUUAUAUUGAAUCUAUAAAUGUGUACCGUUUGUGUACAAAUAUGAGUUUUUGGUCUUAUGUUUGCCAUUAUCUGUUAGCAUUACCAUGUAGCUACCGUACUAAAGGUUUGUUUUAAACACAUGAUUUGUAAUUCUCCAAGUAAACUUCAACUGGGUGAGGCAUGAAACAGUUUGCAAUCUGUUUUUGAAGAAUUAUGUACUAUUUGCUGGUUAUUGUCUUGCGAGUGGAGUCGCCUGCCAAAUAAGUUUGCGCUCACAGGUCAAAACAAAAAUUGUCCCAAUGACGCGUCGUUUCUCGAAAAAACCUGUCAAUUGAUGUGCCACGGUUUUAGUCAACAUUUAAGCAAUAUUUAGGUUUUCUAUUCAGAGCCAACUUUCAAUUUUAGACAAUACGCGUUAAUAUAAAUGACUAACUGAUGAUUUGAUUUGGAAAAAAACUUGUGUGCGUGUUGGUCGAGCGUUUUCUACAGGCACAUGUGGUGAGGACAGCCCACGCUAAACUCCACCCCAUCAUACAAAGCUUGUCUUCUGACAGUAUGGAUCACUUUAAAAUACGUUCUAGGACCAGUUGCUGGCUGUCUUGAAUCUCUUACGUUGACGUCAUCUUGCAGCAUCAUUGGCCAUAUAUCUCAAUUGUAUCGUUAGUGUGAACUCUGAGCCUGUUUGGUGUGACACAAAGCUCUCUCUCGCGUAAAAUGAAACCGGUGCGUCCGCAGGUUCACUGGACUUUUGGCCAUCGAACAUUAUAUUGCUGGCAUAGAUAGAUGAUUAAAAAUGUGUUAUUAUUAUUAUUAUUUUUGUACCGUGCCUACUGCCCGACUAUAGCUGGGAUAGGCUCCAGCAUGCCCGCUAACCUUGUGAGGAUUAGCGGAUUAAAAAAAAGGAUGAAUGGAUUUUCUUAUUAUUAUUGUUUUUGUUAUUAAUCAUAAUAUACAUUGUUUAUAGUUCACAACAUAAAUGAAUAAUAAUUUUCAGACCAAUGGGAUGAAAUUGGACCAUUUCUGACAACACACUAACGUGCCUUGACACAGUGGUCGGGAAUCACCGAAUUAAAAUUGGACAACAAUACUUAGUUGUAAGUGAUAAUCGCGUAACAAUGUGAUGAUGAUUGUGGUUGUAGCAGACUGAGAGCUGUUUCUAAUAUUUCGAACUAAAAUGUUGACGUCACCCAGUGAUUGCACUGAGGCUAAUGUAUUGAUAUAAAAUGAGUCAGAAAUGCAAAUGAAGUUUAGGUGCAUUGGUUCUAAUUGGCUGAUAUCACUACGUAGUACUUGAUGGGUGUUUCUCAUACAUCUAAAUCAAUUUGCAUAUUGUGGAUAAGAAGAUACUUUGAAGUUAAACUCAUCUUUGCCAUGAAUUAAACACAUAAAAUACUUUUCAGAAGGCCAAUUCCCAGCUAAUUUGUCUUUUAGAAAUAAUAGUAAUGGUCUUAUUUGAAUUUCUUGAAAUGGUGAAUUUGAUGACUUCUUUAGCCCUCAGCUCCAAUCAUCCAAAUUCUAAAAUCUAAAAUGUUGGUGUGUUUUGAGUUCAAUUGCCAGGUGAAGAUGUGAAUGGCCCUCUGUCUCUUUUAUGUGCCCUAUAAUUGAUCGGCCACCGCUCCGAGGUAAAGUUUGCCUUUCAAUCGAGUCAGCUGCGGUAGGAAUUUGAAUAUUUUGACCCUUUUUGUAUAGCCACCAAAAUAAUAGGAACAGCUCUGUGUGAUGCAGGAAACUAAAAGCCGCUAUACUGUUACUUUAAAAGCUCUCUUGACAUCAAAAUGGAGCAUUUUUGUCUUUGUAGCUUUUCACCGUGCAUUUAGUUUGCACAGGUGUACCUACACAUCAACACAAUUAUUGUAUUUCUCAGAGAGCUAUUCUGGUUGCCUUUCCCCCCCGAAGUUGAUUUUGCACCCCCUUAAGAAUGUAGUCUAUGUGGGACAAAGAAUGCCUUGAGAGUGAACCGCGACCAAGGCAGGUGUGAGGGAGACGCAAGCCAAAAAAAAAAGUCUGUCUGUGUUACUUUGCACAACCUCGUGUCUUCUCCAAAAGAGGUCAAACUCUAAUGAAAAGGAAUGAGUCGUCUUCAUCUGCUUGUCGAACUGCUUGGACCGGCUGUGACGGAGGCCUCGCCUUGUUCAAACUGGUUUAUGGUUUGGGCAAAAGAGACAACAAGGAAAUCUGUGGGAAACUAAAUGUGGUUGAGUGGACAAGCAAACACAAUCAUGAUUGAUGGACGAUCCCAGGAAAAUUAAAGUUUUUGUGAAAAUGUUGGGAUAUUUGGCUUCGAGGUGAAAUGUUUGAUACGCACACACACACAACCCACACGCACUUGUAAAGGUAAUGCUGUGUUUUAGGUCCAUGGUAAAAUGACAUUCCCGAAAGCCAAAUGUCAUUAACAUUCUGUUGAGUGGUGUAGACUGAAUGUCACUUAGGUUGAAAACAUAAUUAAAAAAAAAAAAUGUGAGGGUUUUCUAAUUAUAUAUCUACUUGUCACAAUGGAGAACAAAGUUCAUGUUAUUUUUCUGCCAUUGAACAUGCUUCUAUAUUGAUUUAUCACCAUUUUACUGAUAAAUGUUCAUGUUUGUUUGUUGUUGUUUUUUUGCAUCCAGUGCCUUGACUACUUUUUUGUUGACUUGAAACUUGAAUAAAAUAAACCGUGUAUAUUUAAAACCAAA
Molecule: messenger RNA, 5114 nt
Organism: Hippocampus zosterae (dwarf seahorse)
Lineage: Eukaryota; Metazoa; Chordata; Actinopteri; Syngnathiformes; Syngnathidae
Gene: xkrx
Product: XK related X-linked
Exons: 3
Coding region: 470-1843 (457 amino acids)
Cellular component (GO): membrane
Source: RefSeq, a predicted model, not a curated record